AUGAUGCGCCUCAGCCCGCUACAGUCGCGCCUGGCAGCGUCAGUCGCCGCUUCGUGUCUUUUGCUUCUCCUCUAUCUCGUCCUCUUCCCGCCAAAUUUUGCGCUCGCCGCUGAGCUGAACGGGCCGUCGACGAACGUCGGGAUCGAUGAACUCAACUUUUCGAUAAAUCCAGCGGUGCGAGGCCUGCUCGAUCCGACCUACGAGGCGCGGUUUGUCGAUUUUGAGCCGAGCAUCACGGGGCGGGCGGCUGACGUGAUACCCCUGGCGAAUAAUGAACCAACACCGAUGAAUAUAGAUCAGGGCACGACGAUGCCCUAUGUGUUUGUGCUGCCAGGAGGAAUGGGGAGGAGCAGGAUGGAACUUAGGAGCGAAUCCGAUGAUGCUGGCGCGGGCGCUGGCGUUACGGAUGAUGGGGAUAGGGACGAUACGAACCCGCACGACAGCGAGCGAUCUCUGAGAAAACGGCAGCAAUCGCGUACGGUGUACAUAUCGGCGAAUACCUGCCUACAACCACAGCCGGUCGACCCAAUCAAGACACAAUCGGAACCCCCUCAACUGGAACUUUACGUCUCGACAUCUCCAGACAACAAAACACCCGGCCCCCUCGCAGACGGGAAAACCCAGAAGAAAGUAGUCUUUAAGCAGGGUGCGGUCGUUUUCAAUACCAGCGCCAUCGAUGACGUGUACAUUGGAAUAUAUGCCCCGGACACCGGGGAUCAGUUUUCCGGCCAAUACAAUGUCCGGCUUGCAGCAUCGGUGGACAGCCUUUAUUACACCUACAACGAUCUCGACGAUGCAGAUUUGGUCUGGGUUGACAGUGAUUCUCAAGGCGCGCUGUUAAUCACCCACAACCUGACGCAAAGCACGAAUCCAGAGGAGGACGAGGCGGUCAUGCGAUCGCAGCCAUAUGUGUUGUUUGCGCACAACAAGAAGGAUAGAUCCAUCAAUGGGCUCAAGUAUUCGUUUUGUGGCUUGCAAAACUACGCGCAGAUCGCCGCGAUGCGAGACGGGCGGCACAACACUAUGGUCAGAACAGGUAUGACUAAGAGGGGGCAAGGGAACAUGCCGAAACAGCAGUUCUUUUUUAGCGGGCUCAAUGCCAGCGCAGAUUAUAUCGGCAUUUUGGCCAAGGACGCGGAGGAUCACGGGAAUCUCGAAAGGCGCCAGUCCGGCCAGAAACGAGGCACCGAGGUUUUCAAGGCGACCAAUUUCAGUACCAAAUCGGAUCACGGCAAUUGUGCCCUCGUAGUCGACCUCGAUUUCUGCGACCAAGUAGCUUACUCAGUCCCGAGUAACCCCAAAUUCGGCAAUGCCACUAAACUCGCCGACUUCUACGACAAGUACGCCUCCUCUUUCUAUGCCAACUUUAAUAAGUCUCUCCAGCAGGUGGCCUGCGAAGCCCCGUCUAGCCAACGCUACUCGCUUGCGCGCAACUGUACCGACUGCGCCGCCGCGUACAAAGAUUGGCUCUGUUCCGUCACCAUCCCGCGGUGCGAGGACUUUUCCAACACAGCAUCCUACCUACAGGAGCGCGCCAUCGACCAGCCCUUCCCCAACGGCGAGAAGCUGGAUCCGAAGCUACGGGCGGUGCUCCCUGAUACACCUGCGUAUCUCACCAGUCGAAAUCCGCAGAUCGAUGAAAUCAUCAAGCCAGGGCCAUACAAGGAAUUGUUGCCCUGUGAUGAUUUGUGCUACAAGCUGGUGCAGAGCUGUCCUGCAUCGAUGCAGUUUGGGUGUCCGGUGCCGGGACAGGUGGGCUUCCAGGGCAACUAUGUGAAGCAUGAUCCGUCAGCAGGGCUGACGUGUAACUUUCCCGGCUCGGCGCAUUUCCCGUCGGCGGGGAGAAAGGGGGUGAGCUCAAGCUUGGGUUAUAUGGGCGGGAUAGUGGUUGGUGUGGUAGGGCUGUUGAUGUUAUGA
Molecule: messenger RNA, 1917 nt
Organism: Dichotomopilus funicola
Lineage: Eukaryota; Fungi; Ascomycota; Sordariomycetes; Sordariales; Chaetomiaceae
Exons: 2
Coding region: 1-1917 (638 amino acids)
Biological process (GO): calcium ion import across plasma membrane
Molecular function (GO): calcium channel activity; protein binding
Source: RefSeq, a predicted model, not a curated record